Molecule: messenger RNA, 2687 nt
Organism: Anopheles darlingi
Lineage: Eukaryota; Metazoa; Arthropoda; Insecta; Diptera; Culicidae
Exons: 3
Coding region: 202-1809 (535 amino acids)
Source: RefSeq, a predicted model, not a curated record
GUGCUCCAUUUGUUGUCGAAGUCCCUAAGCCCUAGAAGCAGCCCUGCCACUCUGGACUUUUCGCAGGAAUUGUUGGUACGAAUUUUCUACGAACAAAUCCUGGAAAAUCUCUUUUCCACCAACACCCUCUGUGGUAGGGCGUUUUUAGUGCGUUCGUUUGUAUAGUAAACUAGUAGUGUAGUGGUCAAAAGGAGCAGGAGGAUGGAAAUCAGCAAGAAAAAUGCAUUUUUCGAAAAGCUCAAGCUAAACGUGACCGAUUCCUUCGAUCGACUGCGAAAAGCGGUGGAUAUGCGGGAAAAACUUCUGCUGAGACAGCUGACGGUGCUCGUCCAGCAGGCCCAACACAUCACGCACGAGUUCGACAGCAUCCGGUUUAGCGGCGACGGCGAGGAGGAUCUGAUAGGGCGCAUCAGAGCGUACGGGCGGUACAAUACGGAAAACCUAAACAUCAUGCUCCAGAAGGAACCGUACGAAAACGAGGACUAUAUACUGCCCUCGAACGAUCAUGAUAUCAUGCACAAAAGCUGCCGGCAAGGGGCGGACGAUGAGCGGGAUCCGGAAAGCGAGGAGAUCGUUGUCGAGUUUUUCAACAACCGCUCGCUGAUCCGCGAAGGCGCCGAAAUGUUGUGCGAAUCGAUCAUCAACCUUACGCUGAACGAAAGCCGUGAGCUCAUCGAUCGAACGAUUGGUGUGAAGCCAACAACGGACCUGGUUUCGGGAGAAGAAGAAGAUGUGAGACUAGAAGAGCAUGAUUUACCGGAAGUGCGCACGUGUAAAAUUGAUCCAACGGCCUAUCGGCUACCCCAUCGUAACCACCGGAGAAGCUCCUUGUCAGGGGUGGCUUUGCGUGAUGAAACGAACUGUGGGGACUGGGUGCCAUUCCAAGGUGAGCUGCACAAUAUUGUCAAGGAGCUCGGAGCUGAGGGCAGUGAUGAUGGCUGCAACAACAAUCGUAAACCCAGUGGCGGUAACCUUGGCAACCAGCACCAGUUGGUAGCCGCGAAGACGCGCAGUACAUCGCGUGAUGGAGACAAAUUGGUUUCACAUUCCUUUCCAACGCCCCACCGUAUGAUCCCCAAAGCAUCGCAAACGGACGGUCUACUGAUUGCGGCCACCGAUUCGGAAGGAAAUUUGACUCCAUGCAAAGCUGCCACAGACAAAAGGGUGCACAAUGUUGGCCAUUUAACGAUGGGUGGUUGCGGCAGUACCAUCAAUUUGAAAAACGUAACCAAUCUGACGAUAAACGCAUGCCCGGAGCGCCUACCGGCCCCGACAGUGACGAAAACGGUGGAACGUGCUUCCGCUACUGAAGCAGCAGAAAACAAGGUACCUUCCGAGGAAGGAAGUCCGGUGUGUGGUUUCUACAAGCGGCUUAUUACGGAAAACAAGAUCCUAAGAAAUCACAUUUUUAAUUCAAAAGAAACGACCGAUACGGCGAACAUUGCGAAUCAACCGACGUUGGAUGCGGAUAGUUCCUCCGCAUCGGCCAAAACUUCUUCUCAGGAUUCUUUGUACGAUUUGUACUAUGAAGUGCUGCGGUCUGUGGCGGAAGAAAAGGCAGAGAUGAAACGGAAAAUAGCUGAAAAAAAUCAUCCGAGCUUAGGGAUGAUGAUGAGAGACAUGUACGAUCGACUGAUCGAGCAAGCAAAAGCAACUGGAGCCAAUCCGUUGAUAAAGCAAGAGAAAACGGAGGAAGAGGCAGAAACCGAUGCGACGCACAUACAACAGUGGCUCGAGCAGAUCUUUACGGAACCCGAGACAGAACCAAUUCAAAACGAUGAUAUGCUGGAGUUUAGUAAAAUUGACUAAAACCCCGUGUGGAGGAGCUCCGCGUACAACAGAUCAUUCAUCAUCAUCAUCAUCUGUGAUUAUUUCCAUUUGGUUUAUGUUCCCAGGCAUGCCGCAGUGUAGGGGCUGUUUAGCAAAACGACUUGCUCAAUAUAUUUUUUCCUACGACAGUCAAAGUCAAUGCAUCGUCGGAGGCAGUGAUAUUGGUUGAAAACCAUCAGCGCCACUUUUGCCGAACUCCCCCGGCAACGGUGAACCCUUAACAUGACCCUCUUUUUUCUUUCGUAGAUUCUUUUCGGUUCAGCAGGAUUCGUCUUCUAAAACCUUUGUUAUAGAUAAGCAGUAAUAACUAAGUGCUUGAUGCAUUUUUCUGCUAGUGUAUUGUAGCAUAUGGUAUCCAACAUUUGCAGCUAUUGAUUUGUUAGAAAAGAGUAAUGUUCAGAUCUCUGUGCCAUUCUGGAUUACUGAAGCUGGACAAAUCGAAUAAGUAGGAAUAAUGAAUAAGCAGCAGCUGCUACAGUGUCCAUCGAUGUAUGUCCAUCAUUUUCUCAUAGCUACGAUUUUUAAAUAGCAUUUGAACUUCUAGCUAGAUAUCGAAGAAUCAUGGCGAAGUCAGCGUGUAACGGGGAGUCACUUAAUCGAUGUACUGAGUGUGUGUGAUUCACACUUUUGAAUGUAACAAUAAGCUUAAUCUCGGUUUCUAAUCACGCGUACUCCAAACCGCUAGGUAUGAACAAAAAUGCAACAGAAGUACAUUAAAGACAAGAUUAAGAAUCAACUUAAACUAGGCUAUCCCCCACCCAGAUUGGUCUCAGGAGAUGAGUUUUAUGUCCGUUGGGAGCACAUAAACUAAGCACCGAUUCAUUUGUGUGUACUUAUGGAAAAUGAAAUAAAGGUAA